Messenger RNA from Vitrella brassicaformis, 3916 nucleotides. The record is from the annotation of a GenBank genome assembly. NCBI's taxonomy places the organism in Eukaryota, Vitrellaceae.
GUGAGCACAAAGGGCGUACAGUGGGUAGGUAGCGAAUGCUUUGAUUGUUGCUUACCCUUAACCACCACCACCGAUGAUACAAGCGAGCACGUACGCGUGACGAUGAAGAUGAAGAACGAGAUCUGCCGGUUGCUGCCGCUUUUCAUCUAUCUCGCCAACGUUCCACGUGACGAUGCCAGAUCCAACAGCUUUGUCCGCCCAGCCGCCCCUGACCAUCUCAAUCAACGCUCUGCUGCGCAACGGAGACUGCGUCGGCUGCUGCCGCCGGUCACAUCAAUGGUUGUUGCCCCGCCGCCUCCAAUGCCGCCUAGAGAGACCACCCGGAAGGAGGCGGCAGAUUCCAGUGGAACAAUAACGCAUCCCGAGUACAUCAAGGCCAGCCAAGACCCUGCACGCAACGUGUAUGACAGGUCAAAGAUACCCGCUGAUGUGGACUUCAUUAUUGUGGGCUCGGGUGUGGGCGGGCUGUGGCUGGCUGCCGCCUUGUCCAAGCUGAAGGGCUACAAGUGUGUGGUGCUGGAGCAACACUACAUGGCCGGUGGCCUUUGUCACGUGGUGAGUACAUACCAGCGGCAUAGGGACACACACACACACACACACUUUUGCCGCCCAUCCCUCUUGUCUGGCUGUGUGCUCACGGCUACGUACGUAGUUCACUCACAAGGGCUACGAGUUCAUACCAGGUACAACCCUACACACGAUCAAUUCCUGCGUGCGCGCCCUGCCGUGUGUCGUUCCUGCGUCAUUUCUCACUUAUGCGUGGUUCAGGUGUGCAUUACAUUGCCAAUAAGGAGGUGUGUGGUGGUCUUCUUGAGCUCGUGUCGGACCCAUCUACCCCAGUGGAGUGGCAGCUGCAGGGCGACGCCACCACGGCCGACAGGCGUGACGAGGAGGCAUACCGCGCACACCACGGCGAUGUGCUCGCCAUGGAUGUCGCCGGGGGCCAUGCCGGCACCGGGGCUGCAUGCUCACACGAGGUCGUCAUCGGGGACCUUCCCAAAAUGAGGUGGGGCCCAUCCCACACAAAGAAACGGCACACGCGGAGGACUGAUAUUUAUUCAGUGUGUUCGUCUGUGUGUGUGUGUGUACGCAUGUGUGUGCAGCAUCCGUGGGGGCAAGAGUGCUGUCAUCGAUGAGCUGGUACGUGUGUUCCCCAAUGAGCGCGAGGCCAUCACGAAGUGGAUUGACCUCGUCGACAGGGUCAAGUGGCUGGUACGGCACUCAACAAAGCACACAAAUGCCGUCACACAUAACGUAAUGUCUGUUCGCGUGUGUGCGUGUGUGUGUGUGUGUGUGUGUGUGCAUUCUGCUUGGUCAGCCUGGCAUAUUCAUGCAGUCGAAAGGCAUGCCAAGGUGGUUCCAGGUCAACAACACACACGACAAAGAAGCCUCCUACUCACCCUGGUCGUCGUCAUGCGGGCUGUUCCGUUCAUGCGUGUGCAGCCGAUAUGGGUGGCGCUGCUGUGCGGCCAAUACCUCAAGUACGCCGGAGCGACAGCAGACAAGGUGAGCGUUCAGCCUCAUGCACGAAUCAGUGUGGUUGAAGAUCUCCGUAUGUGCAGGUAUUCAACGACAUCACAGACAACCCGCAGCUGGCCACCGUGCUGUCGGCCUUUGCCGGCGACCUGGGAGAGGUCCGACACACGCGUCACGUCUUUCUCCUCUGUGAGGCGCUUGUGUCCCCGGCAUGUUUCAGAACUUGCGUGAGGGUUCGUUCAUCAUGCAGUCGGCUGUCAUCGGACACAUCAUGGAGGGCUGCUGGUAAGUGAAGAGGCCACAUAGCCACACGCGUAUGUCGUAUCUAUGACACUUGUGGUAGGUAUCCGCGUGGCGGUCCCCCCCAGCUGACGCGCACAGUCAUCCCCACCAUCACCAAGGCAGGCGGAGGCGUUUUUGUCAGCGCCAAAGUCGACGAGAUCCUAGUCGAACACGGUGCGGUGCGCACGGCCGCACACCGAGAAAAACAUACGUACCAAACGAAUAUACUGCCGCGGCUCUACGCCUCGUUUCCAUGCAGGUGUGGCCACGGGGGUCAGGUUAGCCAAUGGGGAUGUCCUCAAGGCGUCCAAAGGUGUGGUGAGCGCUGUGGGCCUGCGGCCGACCUUCGACAAGCUCUUGAGCCGUGAUGUGGUGAGGCGGUAUCUGAAGAAGGAGGCGGCUCGAGUGGACCGGUACUCUGAGGGCGCCAUCAGUCACGUGUACGCCUUUGUGGCCCUGAAGGGGUCGGCUGAGGAGCUGGGGCUCAAGAGCUCAUCACUCUACUAUAUACCUUGGAACACAUCCCAGGUGGGCAGCCGGGCUGGGCAGUCCCAUCUGCCGGUGCACGUGUGUCUGUCUGUCUGUCUGUAUGUCUUUCUGUGUGCAGCCGAUGGAAGCAUCAAGCAUUCAGGACCACUACCGAUCCACCCUGCUCGACCCUUCAGUGGAGGACGUGUCCGCAGGAAUGCGUGAGCACUGCACACACACCGACCACAAGAGGCCAAGCCAGCCAGUCAGUCAUCUUCUCUCCCUUAUUGUCCGCCUGCCUUGUGUGGGCACAGUCUUUCCCACCGCGAAGGACCCCGACUACUCUGAGAAGAAGCACCCGGGCCGCAGUGUGUGCAUCAUGUUCUCGGAGGCCAUACCAGAGGAGUUCGAACACCUGAAAGACGGUACGAAGCACGAGGGUGGUGUGUGCGAAGCACGCUGUGUGUGCAGAUGUUCUAUGUUGUGUCGUGGUGUGUGUCAGACGUGGGCGGUGUGGAGAGCAAGCUGCUGAGCGAAGAGUACAGCGGUGUGAAGAAGGUGAUAGAGCGGAAACUCAUCAACGCACUGCUGCACAACUUCCCACACCUCAAAGGUACCUACCACACGACACCUGCCAACACUCCAUCGCAUGGCCGAGCUCAGGCGUGUUCGUUCAUUUCCGUGUGUGUGUGCAGAUCACAUCGAGUUUGUUGAGGUGGGAACACCCAUGACGGCCUAUCGUUUCCUGAGGAGAUUCGACUCGCUCGGUCGGCGUGCAUUCCUGCGGCACACACACAUGCCGCCUGUUUGUAUCGCUGUGUUGGUUGACCGGUGCGCGUGUGUCUGUAGGUUUGCGCCACACCCCCGCCCGCAUGACCGACAUGGAUUUGCGGCCCGACUGUUCCGUCCGCAACCUCUACUUCUCAGGACAAGACAUCGCUUUCGCCGGAUGGGCUGGUGCGUCUCACCACACCAUACCAGAAAUACACACACACACACACAGGCAUCUCAUCUGCACGUUCCUCCCUCUGUCUUGCCUGUGUGGUUACACACAGGUGCGUUGACAGGGGCCAUGAUAGCGGCCACGCGCAUCCUGGGCUACACCCCCUUGGACCUCAUUCGCGGCAAGGACCUCGUGACCGAUUUGGGAGGGGCGGAGCUCAUGAAGGUCAUGGCCAAGAAGGCCGGCAUCAAAACCGUCUGAGAUGCAGAAUGGAGUCAAGUGCGUGAGUGCGGGAAAAAACAAGAGGCGAAGACAAGAGAAGCUGCGAGUGGAGAAGUAGAGCGGCUUUUUUCAGUGUGAGAGCGAUGCUCGUUUAUUGGUCGGUGCCCGUGUGAGCGUGUGUGAGGUUUCUCGGUGUGGUGCUGGGAUUCGGAUCUGUUGGGUCGCGAGAGGCCGUCGGUGCUUCAUUUAGCGUUGAGGUAUAUAUAUGGACAUACACAUGAAAGUAGUAUAGGUCUCUUGAGUGCGAUGUGAUGUCAUGGUUUGCGAUGGAUGGAUGGAUGCCGUUUGCGUGAACUUGUCAGCUGACACGGAGCCCACAACGGCGUCAUCUCGCCGGUCAGCUGGGCAGCGUCUCAGCCUUCAAUUUCACGCCCUGACGGCAUGCAUCACCACACCAGCACAUGAUGACCGGGCAGACAGACAUGGAUGUGAUGUAUGCGUUCUGUACAAAGCUGGAGCCUCUCA